Messenger RNA from Cajanus cajan (pigeon pea), 1665 nucleotides. Its product is annotated as UDP-glycosyltransferase 72B1. The record is from RefSeq and is a predicted model, not a curated record. NCBI's taxonomy places the organism in Eukaryota, Viridiplantae, Streptophyta, Magnoliopsida, Fabales, Fabaceae. Gene Ontology annotation, molecular function: UDP-glycosyltransferase activity.
GAGUAAUUUGCUAUAUAAGAGAGCUCUUGUAUCAUAAAGAGAUCAUCAUAUACAACUUUCACGAAUUGUGAGCACAUAAACACAAAUAGCCUAAGCUCUAUAUUCUAUACUCUGUUUAAUUCCAUGGCAAAAACAACUCACAUAACUAUUGUUUCAAGUCCUGGUUUCACCCACCUGGUCCCAAUUACCGAGUUCAGCAAGCGACUUGAGAAGCAUCACCCAAAUUUUCAUGUAACCUGCAUCGUUCCCUCACUUGGGCCACCCUCGGAGUCCUCCAAAGCCUACCUUGAAACUCUUCCUUCAAACAUACAAACCAUCUUACUUCCUCCCAUUAACAAAGAACAAUUGCCCCAAGGAGUACACCCUGCAAUCCUGAUUCAACUCACUGUUACUCAUUCUCUGCCAGCAAUACAUGAGGUCCUCAAAUCCCGAUUCUCCAAAGACCCUUUAGCUGCUUUGGUGUUAGAUGUUUUUGCGUUUCAGGCCUUGGAGUUUGCAAAGGAGUUCAAUGCCCUGUCCUAUUUUUACUUCCCUAGUUCAGCUUUGGUAUUGUCACUGCUUUUACACGGGCCAAAAAUGGAUGAGGAAGUUUCAGGUGAGUACGCGGACCUAACAGAACCUAUAAAGUUGCCAGGUUGUGUACCAGUCAUGGGGGUUGAUCUUCCGGAUCCUGUCCAAAACCGAUCCAGUGAAAUUUACAAGCAGUUUCUUCAACGUGCCAAAGCAUUCGCUACAGCUGACGGGAUCUUGAUCAACACUUUCAUAGAAAUGGAAUCAAGUGCUAUAAGAGCGUUGGGAGAGUUUGGAGGUGGGAAGGUCAAAUUAUACCCAGUGGGACCCAUUACACAGAAAGGGUCAAGCUAUGAGGCUGAUGAGUCGGGUAAGUGUUUGAGAUGGUUGGACAAGCAACCACCUUGUUCGGUGUUGUACGUUUCAUUUGGAAGUGGUGGAACACUCUCUCAACAACAAAUUAAUGAGCUAGCUUGGGGUUUGGAAUUGAGUUGUCAAAGGUUCUUGUGGGUUUUGAGAGCACCGAGUAAUUUCGCUAGUUCUGCUUAUCUUGAAGUUGCAAAGGAGGACCCUUUGCAAUUCUUACCAAGCGGGUUCUUGGAAAGGACAAAGGAGAAAGGUUUGGUUGUGCCUUUAUGGGCACCUCAGAUUCAGAUCCUUAGUCACAAUUCAGUUGGUGGAUUUCUUACCCAUUGUGGUUGGAACUCGACCUUGGAGAGUGUGCAAGAGGGAGUACCGCUAAUCACAUGGCCACUCUUUGCAGAGCAGAAGAUGAAUGCAGUGUUGUUAACCAAUGGACUUAAAGUGGCAUUGAGGCCAAAGUUGAAUGAGAAUGGCAUAGUUGAGAAGGAGGAAAUUGCAAAGGUGGUAAAGUGUCUCAUGGAUGGGGCAGAAGGCAAAGGAAUGCAUGAAAGAAUGGAAAACUUAAAAGAAUCUGCUGCCAAUGCACUGAAGGAUGGUUCUUCUACACAGACCCUGCUUGAGUUGGCUAGCCAUUGGGAAAGUUUGAGUGGGAUUUAGAAAAAUAGUUUUUCUUGUACAGUUUUACGUCUUGGUCUUGACUUGGAUAUCUACUUGGCUGUGUUUUCUUCAUGGGGUGAAGUGAUCGUUGUGUGAUUUCUGAGUUCUAUUGCAUCUUUUGGCACAUUACAGACA